AGUAGAUAACUCUUUAAAAAUAUGGUUUACAGAGUAAACGAACGCAACCGGAAACAAACUGUCAGAAAGAAUGAAAAAGUAAACGAACCAAUGAAUCUUUGUCUGUUGGUUUUUCCAAACUUCUAAAAAUUCUUUUCUUCUUCACCUACACAAACAAAUCCCAAGUUCUCCAAGAUCUCCAGCAAAAUACAAAAACCCAAACCCCAAUUCUGUCCAUACGUAAUCGCUAAACCCAGAACCAAAUCUUGCAAAAAUGCAGUGCCCAAGCACUAACUCCUUCCGUUUCAAUUCUUCUUUAUGCGCUUGCAAUCCAGGGUUCUUGUACAACGCCACCGCCAACAUAUGCUCCCCUUUCACCGUCUCCGGCGCCGACGAGUUCUUAGUCGGUACCGGAGUUGAUUAUUCGAUCAAUUUCCCAGAGACCAUCUUGUCAUUUGAUUCAAUCAAGAAGUACACGCAGUCGCAGGGCGUGUUUCUUGGUGCUACCCUUGUGAUGAUCGUGACUUGGCUCUUGUUCUGUUUUUUUGUGAGGUUUGGAGAUCUUGGUGAUGGAAGAACACCGUGGUAUAAGAUCAGAUGGGCGAUUAGCAGAUUGGAUAUCUGUUUUGCUACUCGCCACUGGCUGGAUGAUCAGAAGGUUCUCAAGAAACGGAAAACAGAACUUGGGGGAGCUUUCUCAAUUGCAAGUUGCAUUCUUUUUAUUGGUUUGUUUGCUGCGUUACUUUACCAAAUUAUAUCAAAAAGAACAAUAGAAGUGCAUAGUGUUGUAGCAGCAAAUGCACCCGAUUUAACUUCAUUCCACAACGAUAUGGAAUUCAACAUCACAACAAUUUCCACCAUGAGUUGUUCAAAUAUUCGAGGUCUUGGCACUUUAUACACAGGAAAUCCCGGUUUUUUGGAUUUUAGAACAAACCCAUUAUCCACUUUUGCAAAUUUUUCAUGUCAAAACACUACAAAGGGCCCAAAAGUCACCCUCAAAUGCAACAAUUGUCAACUUCUUCGUGACAAUUUUUACACUUCGUGGCAUUUCCUUGAUCUUCCAAAUACGCCCGCGAGUGCUGUUGGAUUUGAGUUCAAUUUAACUGCAAAAGACCAUGAACGCGAACAUCAUAUGAGUUUUGUGAGUGGGAUUUUGAAGAAUGGAAGCGGAAAUAAUGGGAAAUUUGUUACGUUUAGAGGUAGGGAUCCGAAUAUUUUGCAAUUUAAUUUAUUUCCACGGAUUUACCGGAAUAAACGUGAUCUUAAACUUAUACAACCGCUUCUUCAUGAGUUUCUUCCUGGAUCUUCGUUUGAUGAGAUUAAUCAGUUGAGGGGUUCUUUACAAAGUUCUAAUGAUGGAUUUGUUAACAUCACUUUUCAUUUGAAUUUCCUUUCAUCGUAUAUUGUUGAAGUUGACAAUCAGAAUGUUUCGGGUCCAGUGGGCUUCCUUGCUGAUUUGGGUGGCUUGUAUUGUAUUAGUAUCGGCCUUUUUUUCUACCUUUUGGUGCAAUUUGAAUACAGAUUCAAGAAGUUUCGCCAUGAAGAUAGCAUAAUGAGAAGGAUUAGAAGUCAAAGGAAAGCACAAGAACGAUGGGACAAGUUGAGGAAAUAUGUAAUAUUUACAUGGGGUCGUGGUUCAUUGCCUCCUGAAAAUGAAGGAUCAUCAAAGAAACGAAAGCAUCAUAUAAGAAAAGAUACAAUCAGUUUUAACACCAAAGUUAGCAUACCCGAUGAAAAGAAGUUUAGUCAAGAGAAAGGUGAAGCCCGAGGAGUGGCAUGCUGUUUUGGUAAUUCUGGAUCAAUCCCUGUGGAAAGAAUCUCAUCCCAAGUGGCACAAAAUGAGGGGUCAGGUGAUGUGAAAUAUGAGAAAGAAAAGGUUACCAAUAAUGACAUACCUUUGCCACCUUCUUUAGAAAUCAAACCUGGUUCAGAAUUAAGUGCUUCAGAAAUCCAGAAAAACCUUCAAAACUUAUACGAAUACAAUGUGAUGCUUCGAGAGGAGUUGAUUGUUGCUCAAUCGAUGCUCCAUACUUUAACAUCGAAAGCUUCUGCAUCAUAGCAUCAAUAACAUACAAAUGAGCUUACGUAUGAGAAGUGAAAAGCCCAUUUUACCCUUGGAACCUGUAGGGGUUGUGCAAGGAGCAUAGCACCUCGGUCACAAGGAAAGAAGAAAUUUCACAUGAAAUUGUUUUGUUAGUUGAUAUGGGCAUAAAAGAAUAGUGUAUGAUGGUGUUUUAGUUGUAUAUGGCUUGUGCUUUAUACUUUUUUAUUGUUUGCCUUUGAAAUGUAAGUUUGGUUUAGUGUUGUUGUAGAUAAGGCUGUGGAAAUAGUCUCAUCCCAAGUAAGCUGCAUUAGUUGUAGGAUAUGAGCAAUUCUUUCUCAUAGUUUGAAGUUUGAACAAAGAUUAAGGGAUAAAUGCUACAACAUACUUUCAUUUA
This is a messenger RNA of Lactuca sativa (garden lettuce), 2417 nucleotides long. RefSeq lists its product as uncharacterized. Lineage: Eukaryota; Viridiplantae; Streptophyta; Magnoliopsida; Asterales; Asteraceae. The record is from RefSeq and is a predicted model, not a curated record.